Messenger RNA from Ciona intestinalis (vase tunicate), 2357 nucleotides. The record is from RefSeq and is a predicted model, not a curated record. Lineage: Eukaryota; Metazoa; Chordata; Ascidiacea; Phlebobranchia; Cionidae.
AGGAUAUUUGGGUAUUAUGGUGCCAAAGGUGUCCAUCUCCCCGCAAUCCUACUAUAAGCGUUGCACAGAAUAAAAUAUCGAACAAUCUCAACAACUUACAAAUUUUGUCUGCCCAAGUUUUUUAAGUAUUUAAGUUAUUACUAAGGGAAAGUCCCUGGGUCGAUAUACUGGGUCAGUCUCGCAAAAUUUUGAUUUCCGAAGAAAUUGCUGCUGUUUUAACUUCAUCUUUUGACACUGUUUCCGCAAAACCACGACCAGUAUGUUACGUUUACGAACGUGUAAGUCGUUUUCACAAAAGAAGGUGACAAAAAAUGGUUUCAGUUCCUGUUGCACAGGCGUUCAGACCAGAUACGCAAGUUAUCUUGCUAAUCCACAAAACAUGAAAAGUGAAUAUGAUGCUGUAGUUGUGGGUGGGGGACAUAACGGACUUAUUUCGGCGACAUAUUUGGCGAAACAUGGGUUAAAGGUUGGGGUGUUUGAGCGUAGGCAUGUGGUGGGGGGUGCAGCCGUAACGGAAGAAAUAAUUCCUGGAUACAAGUUUUCACGAGCUUCAUACGUUCUUAGUCUCUUGAGACCUUUGGUUAUUAAAGAGCUGGAAUUGCAGAAAUUUGGUCUCGAGGUAUACCCUCGUUCAACGGCUGCAUUUACACCAGUGUUAGAUGGUCCGGACAAACAUAGAUAUCUUAUGUUAUCAUCGGACCGAGAGAUAACGCGACAAGAAAUAUCGAAGUUUUCCAAAAAAGAUGCAAAGGCUUACUUUGAGUACGAAGCCAUGAUUGAAAAGAUGGCGUUUGCAAUCAAACCUUUACUUGACCGCCCACCCCCCACCGUGGAAGGCCCAAUGUUUGAAAUAUUAAGAAGUUUGAUGCCAACUUAUAAAGCAGCUAGAAAACUUGGAUCUGAUUUGCCGUUGUUUUAUGAACUGAUGACGGCUCCAAUAACUAAAAUAUUAAGUCGUUGGUUUGAAUCGGAACCCUUGAAAGCCACGCUUGCUACAGAUGGUGUUAUUGGAGCAAUGUUGAGCCCGCAUUCUCAUGGUAGUGGGUAUGUGUUACUCCACCAUGUGAUAGGAGAAGUAAAUAAUGUACCUGGAGCAUGGGGUUAUGUGAAGGGAGGGAUGGGUGGUGUUUCCGAUGCUAUCGCUCGAUGUGCAAAUAAACAUGGGGUGGAUAUAUUCGUAUCGCAAAAAGUUGACCACAUUGAUAUCGACAAUAACCAAACAAUGGGAAUUGUUCUUGAAGAUGGAAAGUUUAUAAAGAGCAAGAAUGUUCUUUCGAAUGCUACACCUCACGUUACGUUUAAACAUCUGGUUCAAGACAAUGUUGUUUAUGACGAACAAUACAAGAAACAAGUUUCGCAAAUUGACUAUACCUCGCCUGUUACCAAAAUAAAUGUUGCAGUGAACGCUCUCCCAAACUUCACAGCAUUCCCCAACCAAUCUCACAAUGAAGUUGGUGAACAACAUAAAGGAACGAUUCAUUUAAACUCGGAAUCUAUUCACCUCAUACAUGAUGCGUAUCUGGAUGCUAUCAAUGGAAUACCAUCAAAAACCCCCAUGAUUGAGAUGUGCAUUCCAUCAUCAGUGGACCAAACACUUUCCCCACCAGGUCACCAUGUUGUGUCGUUGUUCACACAGUAUACACCGUAUUAUUUAAAAGGGGAGAAGUGGUCAGAAAGCGACAGGAAUGCCUAUGUUACUGCAGUUUUUGAAAACAUUGAAAAAUACGCUCCUGGUUUCCAAGAAAGCGUGGUUGGUGUCGACGCAUUGCUACCAUCCGAUCUAGAAGAUGUGUUCGGACUUACUGGUGGGAAUAUCUUCCAUGGUUCAAUGUCCCUUGAUCAGUUACUAACAUCGAGGCCAACCACACAAGGUUCAUCACAUAUGACUCCAAUACAAGGAUUGUUCUUAUGUGGUAGUGGAACUCAUCCAGGAGGAGGGGUGAUGGGGGCAAGUGGGAGGUUGGCAGCAAUGACUUUGUUGAAAGAAAGAAGAUAAAAGGUGAAAAUAUGCAAACAUACAGGCAUCUUCCAAACUGAAAGUUAAUUUCUUCAGAAAGAAUUUGGAUCGUAGUUUUUUUUUUAUGAUUUUAACUUUUCGAAUUUUGUCUUGUUUUUAUAAUUGAUUUUAAAAUCAGUUUUAGUAAUUAUGUAAGGUAUGAGAUGUUUUUUUUUAUUUUUUAAAUCUAUGCAUACAUAAUUUAACUCUAUGCAAUUUAACUAAUUUAACUCACAAAUACCUUUUGCAAGUGGCAUAACCAUAUAUUAAAAAAAUAUAAAUCACUGACCAAGGCACAUUUAUGUGGUAACUUUUAUGUCAGCACGAGGUUUAUUUUACAUUCAUUUAACGUAAAUAUAUU